GCAAAGUAAAUAGGAGGGGAGAGAUCUAUAAAACUUGAUCUAUAAAUAGAGCUGCAUAAGGCAGUACUUUAUCACAUCCAAACCCAAAGCAACACAAACAAAUAUUUGCCCUCUACUCUAUAGUUUCAUAUAUAUACAAGUAAUCCAAAAAAGAUGGCAAUUAUCAAGAACAAACACAUAACCUUCUCAUUGUUCUUGUUUUGUCUCAUUGUGGCGUCUCCAAUGGCUAACGCUCAGAUUGGUCUUGGUGGUAUCAAUGUCCCCAUUAUCAAUGGGGUUCUCUUUUGCACUAUCAAUGGCGCCCCUCUCAAUGGCACUUCUGCCACGGCUUUCGCUAAUGCGGUCGUCCAGCUCCAGUGUGGAAGCCUAAACACAGUUGUAGCAGAGACGAUUACGAGCAUUACCGGAUUAUUCACGUUUUCUACAACCGGAAUUCAGAUAUCGCUUCCCACACUCCUCAACGACUGUCGUAUCGUUGUCCCAACCCCUCGCUCCAGCUGCAGCUCCACCCUCCCUUCCACCGGACAACUCGUCUCCCAGUUAAGAAUCGUCGGCAGCCUCAUCUCCGGCCUACUCAACAUAGUCGCUAUCCUCCCAACCGGUUUUGUCCCCACAGUCUAACUAAAACCAAACUAUAAACAUAAUUAAUGUUCGGUUACAGUGUGUUCCCCUUCCGUCAUGACCAUUUACGUUUGUUUACGCAUGAAUAAGGUCAAGUUUUAUCAGAUUUA
This is a messenger RNA of Arabidopsis lyrata subsp. lyrata, 731 nucleotides long. RefSeq names its product phylloplanin. Bases 154 to 621 code for a protein of 155 amino acids. NCBI's taxonomy places the organism in Eukaryota, Viridiplantae, Streptophyta, Magnoliopsida, Brassicales, Brassicaceae. The transcript has 2 exons. The record is from RefSeq and is a predicted model, not a curated record.